AUGCCAAGAAUACAAGGAAUCGCAUUGGCUGGUGACGUCGCGCAGUUGGCCGCCAACGGUUCGAUGGUUCAGAUGGACUCUAACGACUUUUAUCAGGUGAUUCUGCAGCGUUUGCAGGUCGCCAGUGAGACGCAAGAAUGGGAAGAAGACUUCCGCGCACUAUUCCAGCUCGACAGACAAGAGAACGGCCGAUUCACGACCAGUAUUCAAGCUGGUCCUCAAAUCCUGAAGAUCAAACUUGCCAUCUUCCAAAUGAAAAAGUCGGAAAAGAAAGACAAAAAAGGCAAUCCGCAGCCUGCUACGGAACACAAGAUCAACCACCGCAUGGCUCACCCCAACAUACUCGACCUAACUCAAUAUCAAGAGAAUGCUCAUCUUCCCCUCCGCUACCGGCUAUCUAGUGUCAUCUCACACUCCGGCGAAGGCACAGAGAGCGCAGGUGGACACUACAUCGCGAGUGUUCGCGGCCCAGGCGGCCGUAUCACUUGCAUCUCUGAUUCUGUGACAGAGACUUUUACACAGGCUCAAUUUGAGGCAAGUCCACAGGUGGCCGGAAUAUCUCCCCCAGCAAAGGAGGCUUAUGUACUUACCUAUCUGAGGGAUGACGGGAGGUUGCAACGGGAGAUGAAAAAUCUCGAGUCGACGUUGAAUUGA
This is a messenger RNA of Alternaria viburni, 654 nucleotides long. RefSeq lists its product as uncharacterized. The coding region runs from base 1 to 654 and encodes 217 amino acids. The record is from RefSeq and is a predicted model, not a curated record. Lineage: Eukaryota; Fungi; Ascomycota; Dothideomycetes; Pleosporales; Pleosporaceae. Gene Ontology annotation, cellular component: nucleus; cytosol. Gene Ontology annotation, biological process: protein deubiquitination. The transcript is spliced from 3 exons. Gene Ontology annotation, molecular function: cysteine-type deubiquitinase activity; cysteine-type endopeptidase activity.